Galeopterus variegatus (Sunda flying lemur) is the source of this 254-nucleotide messenger RNA. Its product is annotated as tRNA (guanine-N(7)-)-methyltransferase non-catalytic subunit WDR4-like. Gene Ontology annotation, biological process: RNA (guanine-N7)-methylation. Lineage: Eukaryota; Metazoa; Chordata; Mammalia; Dermoptera; Cynocephalidae. The annotation marks the transcript as partial. The transcript is spliced from 2 exons. Gene Ontology annotation, cellular component: nucleus; tRNA methyltransferase complex; cytosol. The record is from RefSeq and is a predicted model, not a curated record. Gene Ontology annotation, molecular function: tRNA (guanine(46)-N7)-methyltransferase activity.
CAUCCCUGUGGUCUACAUCUUCCAGCUUGAUGCCCUGAGACAGCAAUUGGUGUUCAGACAGCAGCUGUCUUUCCAGCACCGAGUGUGGGACGUUGCUUUUGAGGAGACACAGGGGCUGUGGGUUCUGCAGGACUGCCAGGAAGCCCCCCUUGUGUUGUACAGGCCCGAGGGCAGCCAGUGGCAGUCUGUUCCUGAGAGUGCUGUGUUAGAGGACAUCUCCAACUGCCUUCGUGGGAACUGGGCCAUGAUGGAAG